Molecule: messenger RNA, 642 nt
Organism: Diaporthe citri
Lineage: Eukaryota; Fungi; Ascomycota; Sordariomycetes; Diaporthales; Diaporthaceae
Exons: 3
Coding region: 1-642 (213 amino acids)
Source: RefSeq, a predicted model, not a curated record
AUGUGGCCCUUCAUGGCCGACCAUCAGCCAUGGGAUCCGAUCCAAGACAAGAUAGACGAAGCCGUCAACAAUACCAUCGGCGAUGCCUUAGAUAACUUACCUUCGCUGUGUGGUGAUCUAGUCCCCAGGAAGGGAGGACUCGGAGGACUCGGAGGCGGAAGAGGCGGAAGGAAGGGGGGCAGGCACAGGCAGCACGGGCUAUGCGAAGACGACGACUGGGAGGGCGACCCGCUGGCCAUGACCGUCAUCUCGGGCUUCCACCUGGUCAUGUGUCUCCUCCUUCUGCUGUGGUGCGCGUACAUCUUCGCCAAGGUCGUCCGGCUGGGCGGCCGCCGGCAGCAGGGGUCCGCCAUCAGGACCAUCCUGCACCUGACGGCCAACAGGCUCGCCACGCCCGCCUUCGCUGCCGUGAUCUUUCUCGGCUGGUACCUGGUCUGGGGCUCCUGGACCUGGUUCGCGCAGUGCAGGCCCCUUACCAACAUGAGCUAUCUCAACUUCGCCAACGCCCUGAUGCUUACUGUGCCGGCGGCGGUCUUCACCGUAGCGCAGCUCCUGCAGCUCCUGGAGGGGGAGGAGAUGGUGGUGGAGGAGAUGGAGGAGGUGAUGGUGAUGGGCGUCGAAAUCUGCGCCGCGAGAUUGUAG